Messenger RNA from Vanrija pseudolonga, 2674 nucleotides. RefSeq lists its product as uncharacterized. Lineage: Eukaryota; Fungi; Basidiomycota; Tremellomycetes; Trichosporonales; Trichosporonaceae. The transcript has 2 exons. The record is from RefSeq and is a predicted model, not a curated record. The coding region runs from base 724 to 2448 and encodes 574 amino acids.
UGCUUCUUGUUGUUUAUACUCACUCUCCCCCCAUUCACGAGCAUAUACAUCAACAAGGACAAGGUCCCACUCAUCACCACCCCCCUCGCCCCCCCUUUCAUUCAUCUACCGCCCCCCAUCAUCCUUUGGUGUUGGUCGUCCGUCACCCAUCACUCCACUUCACUCGGCGUCACCCAUCACACACAUUGCUCGCCCCACGCGUCUUGGAUCUGCGCACCGACCUCGUCGCAUCGACUUUGACUUUUCGCGCGCACUUGCUCGCCAUCGUCAUUGACGCCCCCCGCCCCGCCUGCCCCCAAACGCACACUCUUGCCUGUGCGCCCGCCCGUCCCGUCGCCAGCGCCGCCGCCGCCGCCUCCGCCGACGCCAAUCCAUCUGCCGCACCCACACCUACACCCCCACUCUUCUUCCUUCCCUCCCCUUCUCGAUCUUCGGAUCCUUCUUCUCCCCCAACAACCCACACACAAAAAGCCCACACACCACUCGAGUCAUCCUAGAUGCGCAUCUAGAACGGCCAUUCACUCAUACACGGUCGACCCGGUCCUCUUCACUGUCAUCUUUACUUUCAUCCCCUCCCCCAUCUUCUUGGACUACUCUACACUAGACACAACACCCUACUCGUAGCUUCUCUGGCAAGAGGCCACACUUGUGCCAAACCCAAACCAAAACACUCUUCGACUUGGCACGCGACUUGGCGGCGACAACCCAUCACUCGCCCUCAAAAUGCCCGCCUCGUACGUCUCUUCCGACCAACGCCUCACCGCGGCUACUCUGAAGGCUAUCCCUCUCCAGCCUGCCGGGCCGGCUUGGCAUGCCGCCGAGGCUUCUUCAUCCAUGGUCUUCUGCCCAAAGACGCCAAUCAACCAUGACGCGUCGACAUAUAGCCCUCCUCGCGCAUACCAGUGCUACUGUGGUAAGCGCGUCGAGACUGGCAAGGGGAUUUAUUGUUCAAUCGACUGCGCUCGCGGCGAUGCCUUCUCUUCUCUGACUCACACUCGGGGAGAGUCAAUGUACUCGUCUGUAGCCGACACCGAUACUGAUCCCUCGCGCGCUCCCUCUGCUGCUUCCAUUGCCAGCAAUGGCGACGACUGGGACGCAUCACACUACCGCCGCAUGAACCGCGCCGACCAGCGCCGCGGUGAAAGACGCGCCCGCCGUCGCGCAGAGGACAGCGCAUCCCCCAUCUCGACCGACUCGAACCGCGCUCCAUCAGUCGCGUCCGUCUUGUCGCCCUCUCGCGUUCCCGAGCUCGUCUCUUCCCACUCGCGCAACACGUCCAACGCGUCGUCCAUCUUCUCGCUGUCGACUGCCAGCAGCCUGAGCCGCAACCCUUCUACUUCGAGCUCUAGGUACGGUGGCAACACGGCCAGCGUCGCGAUCGAUGAUGCCAUUCUCGAGGACGAGUGCGAAGAGCUCCACGCCAACGCGUUCGAGGCACCCUCGGCCCGCUCCACCCUCAAGGCUGGAGGUCGCCCACGGAUGGUCCCCCGCUCCAGCGCCAUGACCAUCGGUCGCGACAUGCACGACGUCCUCGACGAGAUCCUGUCAAUGGAGCAGUCGUUCCAGGUUGACGAGCUUGAGGAGAAGCGGCCUUCUACUCCCGUCAACGAGCCCUUCAUCCCCGUCAACUCUCGCCCUGCUCGCACUCCCUCGCCCGUCCCUCGUGGGCGUGGCAGUGUCAUUCCACCUGGAGCGCCCAACGCUCCCGACCGCCGCUCGUCGCUUGUCCAGGGCCGCCCACCCAACGUGUACGCCCACCAGUCUUCGCUCUCCGAGUCGCACACUGCAUUGUACCUCGCCACUGCAUCGCCCAUGCCCGCCCCCAAGUCGGGUCGCCACCGUCGCUCGGCCUCGCCCAACCUUAGCCAGCGUCGCAGCAUUUCGUUCACGCCUCAGAACGCCGGCCCUGCCCUUCCCAGGCCUCUUCGCAACCGCUUUGAUUCACCUGGUGUCACGCCUGUUCGCCUCAAGCACCUCACUCCCAAUGCACAUCACCCUGCCAUGGACGGCUGGCGCUUCCCGACGCAUGCGAUGGACGACGACACGCCAACCCGCCAGGGCUUUUCUUCUGGCGUGACGGUCGUCCCUGAUCUCCCGCUGACGACGGAGCGUCGCAUGCUGUGGGAGCAUGGCGCUGAUCUCGCACCUACGCUUGGCCCAUCUUCAUCGGCGCCAGGAUCGCCGACGUUUGCACCUCGCUCUCGCAGAGCAGUGUACAUUCCCGACGAUUUCUCGCCCUCGCCUGCCCCUUCAGAGAGGGGCGGCGCGUUUUCACCCCCGGACUCUGCCCUUCGCCUCGGUGCGCUGCUUGGGUCUGGCGACGACAGUGACGACGAGUCUGGACUCAUGGACGUUGACGGCAGCGAGCGCCGCUCGAUUGGCGCGUCAACGAUCCGCGAGUACGGCCUCGCCGCACCCGUGCCACCCUUUACGCAGCGCGGCUGGUAAACCCAGCUUUCUCUUGGUUUUCUUUUGUCUCCCCUCUUUGCUUAGCGAGAGAGCUGGUGCUCCUCGCGCGUUGUUUUGCGGUUCCGUUUGUAUCAAAACUCCCCAUCAGUGCAUCACACACACUCAUAGUCAUGGAGGAGCGGGUGCGUCGAACGCGGCUCACUCCUUCGCCAUCACGUCCAACCAUGUCCCGCACGAAUGUCACAUCAUAGUCAAUCCAAAAUGC